This is a messenger RNA of Amblyraja radiata (thorny skate), 2838 nucleotides long. It is a transcript of the gene rgp1, whose product is annotated as GP1 homolog, RAB6A GEF complex partner 1. The coding region runs from base 125 to 1288 and encodes 387 amino acids. The record is from RefSeq and is a predicted model, not a curated record. NCBI's taxonomy places the organism in Eukaryota, Metazoa, Chordata, Chondrichthyes, Rajiformes, Rajidae. The transcript has 8 exons.
AGACCGUAAACCGGAAGCGAGCGAGUAGACUAUUUCCGGCCGUUGGGCGGCGAUGUAAACCAACAGCGGCGAUGGAUUAAGUUGCGGGAUGUGACGACGCGACGUGACGACGCGGGGCUCCGGCAUGAUCGAGGUGGUGGCAAAGCUGCUCCGGGGCCCGGUGUUCCUGACGGGCGAGGAGCUGGAAUGUGUCAUAGCUUUCACCAACCCCGUAACGGCUCGCUCCACCUCGGCCGGCAGUGAAAUGUUGGCAUGGGCAAGUGCUCAGAUUCAUUGCCAGUUUCAUACCAGUGAAAGUCGUGUUUCACUUCCUCCCUCUGAAGACACAAAGUAUGAUGUGCAGGCUGAAAAUGAAACCGUGUUUGUUCCAAACAGAGGAGAACGAGGAAAAUGUAUUCUAGCCACUCCACCCAAGAUACUGUUCUGUGAUUUACGUCUUGAACCUGGUGAAUCAAAGUCCUAUUCUUACUGUGAAACUGUGCCUCUUGAUGGUCCACCAUCCUUCCGUGGCCUAUCAGUGAAAUAUGCCUAUAAAUUGACGGUUGGCUGCCAGAGGGUCAAUUCUCCAAUCAAACUUCUCAGAGUUCCUUUUCGGGUUUUUGUUGUCUAUGGAUUAGAAAAUUAUCAAUUUCCUCCAGAUGAGGCCGUGGCACCUACAAAUCCAUUUUUGGACGAAGAUGAAAGUAUUACAAAAGACACUAGAUUAGUAGAUCUGGCAACUGAAAUGCUAAUGUCCAGCACAUCUCGUCGCAGCCUUCAUUUGUAUAACAUUAGUAAUGUCAGGGGGAAAGUUGGAAAAUUUUGCAUUUUCAAAGCCAUCUAUAAAAUUGGAGAGGAUAUAUUGGGCACAUUCGAUUUCUCUGAAGGAAAUAUUCCAUGUUUGCAGUUCUCAGUAUGUUUGCAGACUGAAGAGCACAUACAAGAGGACUAUCAAAGAAAACCAGGGCAACCUGUUUCACUAAGUACACAUGCUCGGCAUCAAGAGUCAUGCUUGCAUACUGCUAAAACUCAUUUCAGUUUACCAAUUCCACUUAGUGCAACACCCAGCUUUAUGACCACUGUUGUAUCCUUAAAGUGGCGCUUACAUUUUGAGUUUGUCACUGCUCGUGAACCAGUGGAACCACCUACAGUACUUGAGAAUCAAUCGGAGAUAAUUACUUGGACUGGGGCAGAGAAAAUAGAUGUGGACACAUUCAGCUGGGAUCUGCCCAUAAAAGUGCUUCCAACCAAUCCUGUACUCGCAUCGUAUGUUUCACAGUUAACAUCUUUUAACUCCAUUACUAUCUGAAAUUUUUUUUUUUAAGAGGCAUUGGAAAGUUUUAAACAAUGGAAUUUUUGGAUAAACAGGAGAGGUACAGCAGCAUCAAAUUGGAAAACACAACAAAUAUUGCCCAAGAUAUUACAGAUGUAUUAUACUUCAAAAAUUACUGACACUCGCCACAGAAUGCAAGUCCACAAUAUUACUUCAUGUAAGGAAGUGUAAGGAGCAGUGUUUAUGGUCACUGCCAUUUCUACUAUUAACUACACUGAGAGAACAUUUCCUUUAUUGUAAGCAUUCAGAUCUGAAAACUCCUUGCUUGCUAGCUGAUCAGAAUUUUUUUAUCUGGAGAGCAAUUAUGUAUAGCCAGUUUGUAGCUUUUUGGAACUGGUGGAUCUGAAGUGCAUUUUUAUUGUUUCGGUUUUUGCUGAAGAUAGUCCAAAUUUGGUACUCCACAAAUGAGAAGAAUUGCAACUUCACAUUGGUGCUCAUCAUAUUUUUAUAUAUUUAACCAAAAACACAUGUAGCACAUUUACAGAUAGCUUGCUGUUAUGACGGUUGUACAUUUUCUACUAAAAGUUCAUUUUAUUCACUGUGCUCUAACACAAUAAUAAACCUUAUCAAUCAUCAUUCAACAUCAAAAUUCCAAGAGUGAAUUUUACAUUUCAGUGAAUCUAUUUUUUUUCCUGUCUUGUAUUACAAUUUACUUAUUAAGCUAAUGUCUAGAAAUGAUGGCAAUAGGUUAGUUGGCAGGUAGAACCCUUAAUUUUCUGACAAACCUUUCAUCAUUGAAGUGGAUCAUUUUUCUGUUUUUUAGAGAAAGGAACCAGAGUGCAUAUCCCAUGCCUCUGCCUCAUAGGUAACUUCCAUAAGCAAACUAUCAAAUUCUAUUGUUGUAGAAAAUGUUGCAUGACUCCCGUGUUUUGUAUGAUGUGACAUUCACUCUGUUUGACGCUGUACGUAGUAUGCUUAUUUGUGUUUAAUGCAGUUUUAAGAUUGAAUAUCCAUUCAUUCUAUUCUUGGCAUCUGAUAUCUGAAGAAUACUUGAAAAUGUUUUAUUGAUUGAGUUUUAAAAAAUUGAGAAUUUUCUAGCUUAAUUUUUGGUUAUGUAUAUUUCAUGUUAUUUGUCAUAACCCUGUGUUUAAUUAAUAUGUCUUUUUGCAAAGUCACAAAGUGCUGGACUAAUUGAGCAGGUCAGACAGCAUCUCUGGAGAACGUGGAUAGGUGACUGUGAAACUCACUUGUCUAUGUCCUCUAGAGAUGCUGCCUGACCCGCUGAAUUGGUCCAGCACUUAGUGUUUUUCCUUGUUUUUCCAGCAUUUGCAAUUCCUUGUUUCUACAUGCAGUCUGUCCUGCUGAGUUACUCUUGCACUUUGUCUUUUUUUUGUAAACUAGCAUCUACAUAGCAUCUACUAGCAUCUUAUUUCUACAUCUUAACGUACAUAGAGUUGGGGACUAUAGGCACAAAAGUUGUCAUGAAUUGAAUAUAGUGGCUGGGAAUUGAGCCUUACAGGGCUUGAGUAAUUGAAAAGUGAACAGCAAUGAAAUCAUGGACACAUCUGUAGAUGAAAUUUAAAGAU